UCUCCAUCUCUAACCUAAGAAAUCCCAGCCAUGGAAAUGGAGAAAUCAGUAAUCCAAAAUGUUAUUUCAACCACACUAGCAAACCCUUCUAUUGAUUCUUAUUCUGAUUCUGAAUUCCCUCGACUCAUUAUUCAAUUUGUAGAUCUCAAACCUGCUGGAACUAGAUUUACAUUCAAAGCUAGUGAUGGAAAAAUGAAACUCAGGGCGAUGCUUCCACCCAUUAGAGGCAGGGAACUCAUUGGUGCUGAUGAUUUAUUGAAAAGAGUUCGUCUCGGCAUUGGAGAAGGCAUCUUACAAGAUCAAAUGGGUCUUGGCAAGACUAUUCAAACAAUUGGAUUUCUUUCUCAUCUGCAAGGAAAAAGAAUUCAUGGAACUUAUUUAGUACUAGCUCCUCUUUCUACCUUAUUGAACUGGCUAAUGAGAUAUCUAGGUUUACUCCUUCAAUAAAUGUUGUAUAUCAUGAAGAUACAUAAGCUAGGGAUGAGAUAAGGAAAAAGCAAAUUCCUAAAAAGAUUGUGCCUGAAUUUCCCAUUGUAAUCACUUCAUACGAGAUUGCAAGGAGUGCUUCCAGAAGAUGUUUGAGUAAAUAUAGUUGGAAAUAUGGUAGAUGAGCAUACUGUGAUUCUCGUUCAAAGCCUUGUCAGCUUUGGUCUCAAUCUGUUCAGCCGAGCUUUUAAAUUCCAGGAGGAUGCAUUUGCGAAGAAGCUUGGCUAUACGAUAGCGCUUUGAGGGGGUCUUAUUAAGAUGUAGGAUGAAAAUCUAUCGGCAAUGAACACAAAUCCAUGGUAUUCUGCUUACCAUUACUCUCAUCCCCCACUUGUUGAGACUUCAUGUAGGGUCACUGGCUGAAAAACCCAAAGUGCAAACUCCUGAAAGAGUUGAAAUACGUACCCCUGGAAAAUAAGCUUCUUCUUACUGGAACCCCACUACAUAACAACUUGGCUGAGAUAUGGUCUCUUCUAAACUUUAUUUUCAUGAUAUUUUCAAUUCCCAUGAAGAACUCAAGUCAUGGUAAGCAUCAAAUUUAUAUCGUUAUGUUAUCUUGAUUCCUAGGCUAUUUGAAAUGAUCUCUGAUUCGAGAAGGCAUCAGGCAGAUCAGCAAUACAUGUGUAUCAAUAUGCAUGAUUUGUCACCCUUCUCACUUACCAUAUCCCUAACCCUAGUGAUAAGUGUUGCAUUCCUUGAGCUCACUCCUUGAUUGCUUUUCAUGUAACUAGUGAUAAGUACUGCAUUCCCUGAGCUCACUCAUUGAAUGUAGUUGACGGAAAAAGUGAUACUUACAGAUGAUGUUUGUUGUUUGUUUACGCAUGCCUAGGAAUUUUCUAACUUUAUUGCUUUUCACCGAUUUAUGAAAUUGCU
This is a messenger RNA of Papaver somniferum (opium poppy), 1359 nucleotides long. RefSeq names its product probable chromatin-remodeling complex ATPase chain. The transcript has 8 exons. The coding region runs from base 31 to 447 and encodes 138 amino acids. Lineage: Eukaryota; Viridiplantae; Streptophyta; Magnoliopsida; Ranunculales; Papaveraceae. Gene Ontology annotation, cellular component: nucleus. The record is from RefSeq and is a predicted model, not a curated record. Gene Ontology annotation, molecular function: ATP-dependent chromatin remodeler activity; ATP binding; DNA binding.